Xylaria bambusicola is the source of this 921-nucleotide messenger RNA. RefSeq lists its product as uncharacterized. The record is from RefSeq and is a predicted model, not a curated record. Bases 210 to 785 code for a protein of 191 amino acids. The transcript is spliced from 2 exons. Lineage: Eukaryota; Fungi; Ascomycota; Sordariomycetes; Xylariales; Xylariaceae.
AGUUCCCAAUACCUCCGCUAUGCUGGCAGCACGGGCCUAUUGGCGGCAUCGUGUCCUUAACGGUCUAUACCUACCACGUUGCCUAUCACCAAGCAAGCAAGGGCCCCGGCCCGGCCUGGUAUUAACAGACUUAUUUUUUGCAAAGUUCCUGUAACAAUGAGGCGACCUGAUUAUGUUCUCCGCGGAUAGAUGGAUCACAGAUUUGAGAGAUGGUAGGGAUGGUAGGGGUGGACGGGGUGGACGGGUCACGGAUUCGCAGGCCCAUCCCAUGGAGCACAAACCAACCGAUGAACCAACUCAUGAACGCGAUGUCCCUUGUACAUCAGUGGUACAGACGGCAUGGCAAGUACUACCUAUACUCACGAUCUGCACGCGCAAACAUUCAACCUCGCGUAGGCUAUCUAUUUCUGUGCUUGAACCAGUGCUCGAACCAAGAACCAGACCUCGCCGUCGGUACGCGGUGGCCCAGUCACUGUCCAGUCACUGUCCAGUCACUGCCCAGUCAACUUCCCCUCCUCAUCUCUCCCACCUUGUGGCUCUCCAUCGUCCUGGUCCUGGUGGCUCUGGCGGGGGUGAGAGGAACAAUGCUCGUCAUCAUACCGGGCGAUGCUGAAAGAGGGAAGGCGACGCGCGCGUGGAUGAUGUACAUCAAGUACAGCGCCGCUGUACUACUUACAUCCAUUACUGACAUGCCUUUGGUAUGGGUACCAAGGUCGCUAGGUAGGCUCGUUCAUCCUCCAUUUACCUCCAUCUUCACGCAUCGUGCCGCCAUACCUGCGUCGUAGGCUCGGCUGACCAUCCCACGCUGAGAUCCCUGGGCGACAGGCUUCUCUGUGGUCAGUUGUGACCAACCCAGUGCAACCCAUUACUACAGCUCAUUAGAGCAUGGAAAUGCCCAACUAUGUAUGUACAAAGCGUGGG